UAUAUGAGAAGUAACUUGCUCAAUGUCUAAGCAGAAAGGUGGGUUAAAAAUGAGGUCUAUGGCUCAUCAAAGGCCCCUGGGCUUGGAGCUGCAGAAAAGUGGAUCCCUCUCCUCAGACAAAACUCCUCCAAGCUGUCCCACGCGGAUCAGCCACAGCGGCUGGUGUGUAUUCGUCUCUAGAUGGGUCCGUGGGCUGGAGGGCUUUUCCGCUAACUACAGUGAAUCUGCUUCAACAAGAAUGGGUUUCCCCAUUCAAAACCACCUCCACCCGUGUCAAGGGUGCGCUCCAUUUAUCUGAGAGGUCAAGGUCAGCCCCUGGCUUACACAUCUUGGAGUCCCCUCCCCCACGCAGCAGGCGCAGGAUACACGGCGACGUACACGCUGUACGGUGUGACGGCGACAGGACGGUGUGACGUUAGGGAAGGCCAACGGCUGCCUAACGUCCCGUGCCCACCUCGCCCCGCCCCACUGUCCCCUGAAAGCCUGGCGCCAAUAACCCGCGAGACAUUUUUUGCCUGGGGUGCGCCUGUCUGAAAGGAAAGAGGAAAGGACGAGUAAAAACUUAUACUCGAACUCCUGAAUUUCUCUUUUCAAGGUUUAAGAGGAAAGCUGGUUCGUGGGAAUUGGAUGGGAGGCCACCAGGAAACCCAAGUUCCCGCGCCAGUUUCAGUUCUCUCCUCUUUCCGCCGCCUUUGCCCCGCCCACAUCAUUUUCGCUCCAGUUUUUGAAAACUCUGCAAAGCGGAAUGGUCAACAGGGGAAAAAGGAGGAGGGGCAAAAGCCGGGACUUUCAGACCAAGGCGCGGUCAAGCCCAGGCAGCUCUCCCUAACUCUCAAGCAUGGGGCAAACGCUGCCCGAUCACGCUCGCCUUAGAGGCCACGGCAUCACUGGGGUGACUGCGAGCCCCGGCCGUGGAGCCGCUGGGACGCGGCUUACCUCCCGGCUGUCGCUCCUGUGUGUGUUACCCUGCGCCAAUCACGUCCCUGAUGGGACCCUCAGUUUCGGCGUCUGUAAGGCGGGGAGGACGAUGCGUCCCCUCCCUCGCAGGAUUGAGGAUUUCCAGGUCCCAGAUGAAGAGAUAAUUCUACUUACUGGAUAGAGGAUGCAUUAGAUCUUCUUACCUUAAAAAAAAAAAGGCAGCAAUGAUCAAAAUACUAAUAAAUUACUUACAGACUCAGUUUAUUUUUUCUUGGAGUAAAAGUCCAGGAUGGGUAAUAGAAUACAUGCUCUUAGCUUUUGGAAAAAUUGAUACUGUAUAUAGCAAAAUAAUGUGAAACCCAUAUCCAUGGAUAUUCUUAACAAUUUGAAGAAAUCUUCACAGUUUUCCUGGGUUGUUGAGCCUCUAAGAUGGUCUUUUCCUCUGAUGUGAUAAUAAAGUGUUUAUUCUGUACUCUACAUGCAUAUAGUGUUUGGUCAAUAGACUUCUGUUACUCAUGAGUCAUUACAUUAGUCAACAAAUUUUGUAUGUUUGCCUUUCACGAUGAUGAUGAUGGUAAGAGCCCAUCUACAAAAGCUUAUUAAAUACUCAGGAUGUGC
Molecule: messenger RNA, 1536 nt
Organism: Pongo pygmaeus (Bornean orangutan)
Lineage: Eukaryota; Metazoa; Chordata; Mammalia; Primates; Hominidae
Product: TYMS opposite strand protein-like
Exons: 2
Coding region: 839-1099 (86 amino acids)
Source: RefSeq, a predicted model, not a curated record